AUGGUCGACCAACCACCAAAAUUUUGGUCAUUUUUAGGUUGUCAUGGAAAUAAUAGUGCAAAUAAUAUAUUAGCACCACCUAACCCUACCAAAGAAAAUAAUAAUAGUAGCAAUGGUAGUAUUAAUGGAUAUGGUGGCAAUACGAAUAAUUUAGAUUCAACAACACUAAAUGUUACAUUAGGUUCAGAGAUGAAAUCAAUUACAGUACCAAAAUCAUCGACAUAUAAAGAUAUGAUAUCAACGAUAAAGGAUAAAUUUGGUGUAAAUUCAAAAUCAACACUUUGCAUUAAAUGUGAAAAUAAGGAUGGUGAAAUGUUUUCCUUGGCAUCAGAUUGUCAUGUAAAGAAAGCAUAUAAUCAACAACCUGAAAAUCAACCAAAAGAAUUAAGAUUAGUCGUUAAAGAAAUACCGCAAAAAAAGUGCGAUAUGUUUCAUAAUUCAAUCUUAUCUUUUUUUUCAAACUGUAGUUCAAGUAAUUCGAAUACUAUAGCUCAAAACUAUACAUCUACCCAACCACCACCAGCAUCACAAUCUAGUUUACAACACUUGGCAACUCAACCAGUUCCAGAUUAUUUAAAACCAAGUAAUAACAAUAAAUCCGAUUUUACGCCACCAACUUCAUCAUCACCUUCUUAUCUUACUUCAAAUAAUAAUAUAAAUAAUAAUAAUAAUAAUAAUAAUAAUAAUAAUAAUAAUAAUAAUAAUAAUAAUAAUAAUAAUAACAACAAUAAUAAUAAUAACAAUAAUAAUAAUAAUAAUAAUAAUAAUAAUAAUUUAAACUCAAAUAUUGGUACCAGUACCAACAACACAAAUAAUAUAAAUUUAAGAUUUUCACUAUUCCAAAUGUCAAACUCUAGUACAAAUAACAUAAGCAAUAUUAAGAAUAUGGGAAUCAAUCAAAAUAUAAAUAAUAGUUUAAAUAGAGGUUUCUUUGCAAAAAAUAAUCAAACCUCUUUAUGCAUGGGUAGCCAUAAUUCCAAUCUUAAUAAUAAUAAUAAUAAUAAUAAUAAUAAUAAUAAUAAUAAUAAUAAUAAUAAUAAUAAUAAUAAUAAUAAUAAUAAUAAUAAUAAUAAUAAUAAUAAUAAUAAUAAUAAUAAUAAUAAUAAUAAUAAUAACAAAAUUUCAACAUCACCAAAACAAUCAAAUAUUUUACCACCAAUUAAUACAAAAUCAAAUAAUAAUAAUGGCAUUAAUAAUAAUUUAUCACCAUCACAACAACAACAUCAAUCACAACAAAAAUUAAAUACAACAUUACAACAUGUGACAUCAAACCCACAAUUAAAUAUGUCAACUUCAUCUUUUAUGACAUCAGCGUCAAUGAAUUCUAAUAUUGGAUCUGAUACAGAAACAAUGAAAAGAAAUGAAUCAUUUGAUUUUAAUAUGGUAAUGGAGGAUGAUAGUUCUGAACCACAAUCUCAAUCCUAUCAACAAAACCAAUCAAUUAUUAAUAAUGGCACUUGUGCAUUGUUAAAUCAAAACCUUAAUGAUGAAGUUGAAUUCGGAGAUGAACAACAACAACAAGAAAAACAAAAAAUUAUAAAUAAUGGUAAACCACCAACAUCAACUCCAAUGUGUAGAGAGGUCGGUUCAUUCAUUCAAGAUACAACCAAAUUGUUUUACAAGUUACGUCAAACUUCUGAUCCAAAGGAAAUGUCAGCUAUUAAAGAAUUAAUUUGCGAAAAGAUUCAAGAUAGUUUGACCACAAUGCCUUGGUUAUUAGGUUUCUUCCCACAACUAAAACAAUUUGCAAAUCAAUCAUGUCCAGUUUUCAAUGUUCCUCCAAAUACACCACCACCAUCACCUUUAAUGACUUCUCCACUAUUGGAAAUGUAUCAAAACCCAACAUCAACUUUUAAACCAUCAUCAUCAGUAUCAUCAUCCUUAUCAUCUUCAACCUCUUCUACCACCACCACAACAAAAACAUCAUCAACAGUUAACCAAGCUAGCGUAUAUCAAGUUUCACCAAAUGUAAACAUUAAUUCAAUACAAUCACAAUUACAAUUACAAAAUAAAAUUGAGGUCGAUAUGAUUUCAAAAGCUUACCAAGAAUCAAAGAAAAACCAAAAAAUAAUCAAUGAACAACAACAACAACAACAACAACAAAGACCAAUCGACUUCUCAUCACAGCAAUCUAGUGCAAAUACAACCACCGAUGAAGAUAGUAGUUGCAGUAAUAGUAAUAAUAACAAUAAUAAUAAUAGUAAACACUUUUUAAAGAUAGCAGGACCAACAAUUCAUAAAGGUACUACCUGUGCAUUUUGUAAAUUCUCACCAAUCAUUGGCAACAUUUAUGAAUGUAAUAGUUGUUCUUAUGCAUUCUGUGAAUUGUGUAAAACCGAUUCUGCCCUCCAAUGUCCUUCCAAUGAUCCAACUCAUAAGGUUCAAAUGUCAUCCCUCUCAAAACAAUGUAAAAAACUACUCAAAUCCAAAGCCUCACAAACCGGUUCAUCUAGUGUAAGUGCAUCACCUAAUCGUGGUUGCCCAUACAAGAGAAAGCAUCCAAAGCCAACCUUUGGUGUCAAGUUUCUAAAUGAUAUUACACUUUUCUUUGGCUCAGAAGUUCAUCCAAAUGAAUGUAUCGUCAAGACUUGGAGACUCUUAAAUACUGGUCCAACCCUUAAAGAUUGUCUAUUGGUUCGUGUUUGUGGUAAUACUCGUCUCAGUAAAGUCCCUGCCAUUUUGAUACCCAUCGUUUCAUCGGGUGAGGAGUUUUCAUUAUCAGUUCCAAUUCAAAUUCCUUUGAUUCCAAAUAAAUGUGAAGAAUAUUUAGUUGGUGAAUAUUGGAGAAUUUGUACCUCUGAUGGUGUUUACUUUGGUGAUCAACUUUGGAUUAGUUUGGUUGUAAAGAAUAGAGAAAUGAUUUCUUUGUCUGAUCAAUUUAAUAAAUUAUCAAGUCAAUGUAAUAGUACCUCACAACAAAAUCAACAACAACAACAACAACAACAACAACAACAACAACAACAACAACAACAACAACAACAACAACAACAACAACAACAACAACAACAACAACAACAACAACAACAACAACAACAACAACAAAAAACUACAACCACAACCUCAACCUCAUGUACAUGUAGAAAUAACAAUUUAAUAAGUUGUAAUUGUCAAGUUAACAAGAAUUCAACAAAUUUCAAUAGUUGCUUAAAUUAA
Dictyostelium discoideum AX4 is the source of this 3153-nucleotide messenger RNA. RefSeq lists its product as hypothetical. Gene Ontology annotation, biological process: vesicle-mediated transport. The record is from RefSeq and is a predicted model, not a curated record. The coding region runs from base 1 to 3153 and encodes 1050 amino acids. Gene Ontology annotation, cellular component: cytoplasm. The transcript is spliced from 3 exons. NCBI's taxonomy places the organism in Eukaryota, Evosea, Eumycetozoa, Dictyosteliales, Dictyosteliaceae.